This is a messenger RNA of Chaetomium fimeti, 1422 nucleotides long. RefSeq lists its product as uncharacterized. Bases 1 to 1422 code for a protein of 473 amino acids. NCBI's taxonomy places the organism in Eukaryota, Fungi, Ascomycota, Sordariomycetes, Sordariales, Chaetomiaceae. The transcript is spliced from 4 exons. The record is from RefSeq and is a predicted model, not a curated record.
AUGGCCGUGUUUGUGGAUCUGGGCGAGGAUGACAGCGAGUCUCCUCAAGACAACCAGCCGAUGUGGAACGGCGUGGUUGACGCCGUCAAGCCGGUGCCGAUACCGGCGGCAAGCUUAGGCCUUCCCGGUGACGGAGGCGUCGGUACCGGCAAUGUCGCGUGGAAUACACAGGAGGAGGCUCAUGGGAUCGCGGCCAGGGAGAAUCCGAACCAGAACUCCAUGACGCAGGCUUUAGGAUGCUAUCCAUUUAGUCCUGCCAAGGCAAACAUUGCUGACUCGAUGACCAGCAUCGUCAUGUCGGUAGCCGCUUCGAUUGAUCUCAACACCCUCGAUAGCCUGUCGCGGACCUGCCGCCAGAUUCGUCAAGGGCUGCUGCAGUACCGCACAAUGCUGCUUGUCUCGACCAUGCAUUGCAUCAAUGAGCAUGUCCCCGUCGACCCGGAAGACACAUUCCGGUACCGAGCCCGUGCCAGCAACUGGUAUUACAUGCAGGAUUUAGCCAGGUCGAGCUACAAUGGCAAGUCCGGCCAGUGCGCUCGGGAUCUAGUGGCCGGGUGCCGUCGGUGCGGCAUCGUCGUCUGCAGAAACUGUGCUAUCAAACCCCCUGCACCUAUCGUCAUACGAGACCGUCACCGGCGUCUCUGCGGGCCAUGCGUGGCAGCACCAGUCGGCUCGCUCGUCAAACCGCGGCUCGGGCCAGAGAUUCGGAUUGAUUCGGACGACAUGGAACGGGCGAUCUGCGGGUGCGGUUCUGGGGGCGUCUGGCUCUGCCAGCCCUGUGGGAGGUCCAUCCGUGGCGAUGAUUCUGAGUACAAGGGGAUCUGGAGAUGGCGCAGCCAAUACACCGAAGUCCUCGGCGGGCUUGGCACCGGCAUAGGCGAAGGCGACCGCGGCGUCAUCUGCGGACGUGAGACGGAGUGCUGCGUGGCCCGGGAACGCGAGCAGGAGAUGGACGGUGACGCCGAGGACGCGCGCGACGCUGAGUACUUCCAGCAGGCCGCAACAACCCCGCCCAGCGGGCCCAGCAGCAGCACCUCUUCCCUGGGGCCUUGGACGGCGACCAUGAACGGGGCCGGCGGUAGCUCGGCCAGCCUCAGCAGCCUAGUCAGCUCAUCAGGCGCGUCGGUUCAGGACAGGCGGACGCCUAGUCCGGCACUGAAACCCGGAUAUGAGCGGCACGAGGUGGAGGGGAUCGGCGGGGUCAUGAAGAAUAUGCGGGUGCGGAUGGUGAAGGUGGGCGCGUGCGUGCCCGAGUGGGAGGACGAGCGGGCGAGGGGAGAGAUCCUAGGGCGUGAGGUGCAGGGGAAGCGGCGGAGUUGGUGUGGUUGGUGUCGGAGGGUUAUUCCGUCGAACAAAGACUACGAGAUGGAUAGGCAGGCGGACAGAAAGGGGAAAGGGAAAGUGAAGGGGGAUGAGAGUUGA